Molecule: messenger RNA, 1291 nt
Organism: Elaeis guineensis (African oil palm)
Lineage: Eukaryota; Viridiplantae; Streptophyta; Magnoliopsida; Arecales; Arecaceae
Source: RefSeq, a predicted model, not a curated record
AAGGGAAUUUUUUAGCGAGAAAUGGCUCUGCCCGCCCUCUGCCAUCUGGAAACCCCACUUCUAAGAUCCCGUCUCUCCCCCUCCCCCUCCCCCUCCAAAAACCCUAACCACUUCGUCACUCUCUUCUCCUUGCCUCGUAGAGAGAAGCUCUCCAUCUCUCUAGGGUUUCGCGGCCCUUCUCCCCUGUUCCCUAUCCGAUGCUCCAGCGGCAAUGCGGACUACGAGCACGCGCGGAUGCUCCACCCGAGGCCCCAGGAGAUACCCUGGAGCAAGGAGCUCGCAAACUCCGUCCGCCUGAUUGGAAUCGUCGGAGUGCCCAUUCAAAUCAAGCAUUUCAGCAGCGGCAAGGUCGUCGCCUGGACCCGCCUCGGCGUCAAAAAAUCUGCCUCCGAGACCACCUGGAUCAACCUGACAUUCUGGGAUGAGCUGGCCCAUGUAUGCUUCCAGCAUGUGGAGCAGGGUCACCAAGUGUAUGUCUCCGGGCGGCUUGUGUCGGAUGUCGUUGAAGGGGAUGAUGAGAGGCGGCAGGUUUAUUACAAGGUGGUGGUUCAGCAGCUGAAUUUUAUUGAGAGAAGCUUCCCGCCAGCAUCAUUGUAUGAACCAGAGACAAAAUCCAGGGCCUCAGGUGCAAAGCUUGGGAAUUAUUUGAGUAAAUCUUCUACUUCGACUGAAGAGCUAUGGCAGGUGUUCUUUGCUAAUCCAGUUGAUUGGUGGGAUAACAGGAAAAAUAAGAAAAACCCCAAAUAUCCAGAUUUUAAGCACAAGCACACUGGUGAAGCUCUAUGGGUUGAAGGAAAGCACAACCCACCAUGGGUGAAUUCUCAGUUGGCAAGAUUAGACUCAAUAAUGGGUUCUCUCCAAGCUAACGGGACAAGCUCUGCUGUUUCUGUUAUGUACAGUGAUGAUUUCACACCAUUUUAGUUGUGCCUUGGUUUCAUUGGAUCCUAGUUGCGAUGCCAAAUGACAAUUUUGUUUUCAGCUGAUCAAUGUCGACUUAGCAGGUUAUGCUCCGGGAUGCAUGCCUUAAACCAGCCUCUUGGGUGCAGGCUACUUGAUGAAUUUGUACCUCUCCCAGGGAUGGGUUCAAGAGUCUGUAUCACUUGGGCACACCGUCGUCAGUGUUUAUUUAUGUACUAACAACAUUGUUCAUGUUUCAAAUCUGAUGGCAAUCUUUCAAGUAAUCCUUGUAAUCUUAGGUAUGAUGGGGUAUCAUUAGUUACUUGGUUAUCAGCAGAAAAGCAAAUGUAUGAAUGUUGUACUUUCAAUGGAAAAAUGGACUUUCUUUAAUUCA